This is a messenger RNA of Didymodactylos carnosus, 1166 nucleotides long. The record is from the annotation of a GenBank genome assembly. Lineage: Eukaryota; Metazoa; Rotifera; Eurotatoria; Philodinida; Philodinidae.
AUGGUUGAAGGUUUGAAAGUAAUGGAAAUUGAAGCUUCGCUGUAUAUACCUAUAUUCUUUUAUUUCUACGCAUCAACAACAUUACAAUUUUGGGUUGAUCCUAUACAAUGUGUUCAACCCGCUCAAUUUACCGAAGGUUAUACAUCAUUUGCUCGUACACUAUGUUGGCUAAAUAAUACAUACUAUUAUCCUCAAGCUUAUUAUCAAAUACCAAUCGAUAUUACUGAACGUCAACGACAUCGACUAAAUUAUUAUCAAUGGUUACCAUUUAUAUUUUUAUUACAAGCCUUUUUUUUCAUGAUACCACGUUUAAUUUGGUUAGCGUUUAAUAAUUAUAAUGGUUUAAAUCCAAGUUCAUUAGUUCUUCAAGGUCAAAAAUACGAUGAUAAUCAACAAAUUUCAAAUUUUAUUUCAAAAGAAAUUGAACGAUAUUUAAUGUGUCGACGUUUAGCACAAUGUAAAAGAAAAUUAUAUUAUCGUUAUAGUGAAUAUUUGGUCAAUAAAAAUGAUGAACAUUCUAAUGAUAAUCUAAAUACAACGACAAUAUUAUUACCAAAAUUAUCGUUUGUUACACGUUCACGUAAUUCUUAUAUUGUUUAUUUGUAUUUAUUUAUUAAAUUAUUAUAUAUUCUUAAUAUUGUUAUUCAGACACUUCUAUUAGAUACACUAUUAUCAACAGGAAAAUAUGGUUUUAUUAAUUUUGGUUAUGAUAUGUUUAAAUAUUUAUUUCAUCAUCAAAAAUAUAAGCAACAAACAUUAAUAUCCUACAAACAAUUAUUUCCAUUUGUCACAUUAUGUGAUUUUAAUAUUAGAGAAUUAGGACAAGAUCAUUCAUACACAAUCGAAGUAAGUUUAAUACUAUUGUAAUUGAGACAUUUUACAACAAGCUAAAAUAAUAAUCGUAUGCACAUAACAAAAUUAUUAAUCUAAGAUUGUGAUUACAAUCUGUAAUCAUCAUUAGCUAUACUUUACAAUAAAACACACGACUAUAUAUGAAUCAAUUGCAACUUUUUUGUACAAUGACAUUUUUGAAGUAUUUUUUGCUGCUAACACCGUUGUUGUGAACGGAUUUUCAAAGUUUUUUUUUAUUCUCUAUCUCAGACCCUAGCCACACUACCAUAAAAAUUUCGUAACAAUAUGCCGUCAACUAACUGAGUUACGUGGGU